Molecule: messenger RNA, 794 nt
Organism: Olea europaea var. sylvestris
Lineage: Eukaryota; Viridiplantae; Streptophyta; Magnoliopsida; Lamiales; Oleaceae
Exons: 2
Coding region: 356-745 (129 amino acids)
Source: RefSeq, a predicted model, not a curated record
UUUCUUCUCUCCUCUCCCUCUUCCUCCCCUCCUCCACCACCACCAAAACUCCACCCUUCGAUCACCUUGAGUGCCGGACCAAUAUAUCACCUUGAAGCCCUCACUACUCUCUUCGAAACCCACCCAAGCUCCGACCAUAACUCCAAUCAAUUUGGCUGAAAAUUGAAGCCAAAAUAGGCUACCCAAAACAUAUUUAAACAACAAAUUCAAUAAAAAAAAUUUCACUAACCCCAUCUCGCCUACAAAACCCCAAAUUAGAGAAAUCCAUGCACUAACCCCAUCUCGCCUACAGCCACCACCCCCUCAGAGAGAAAUUGCUUGGGAAACGAGUAGCCACAGAUCAUCAAAUCUGUCCAUGGCUAGUAGUACUGAAAGUGAAAAUUUCACCACCAUGAGUAGAGAAUUCAAUGCUCUAGUUCUCGCCGGAUCCCCAAUCGGAAAUAGCAAUAGCCGCUCGAAAAACGACGUUCCCAUGGUGGCUAAUAGUGGGAACAACUUGGGGAGGAUCCGGGAAGAAGUGCCGGAGGAAACCAAUCCUUUAGCUAUCGGGCCUGAUAAUAAUCCUCUCGAUAUUCUCGUCCCCGUGCAAUCACCACAAGGUAGCCUAUUUUGGCUUCAAUUUUUGGUCAAAUCGAUUGGAGUUAUGGUCGGAGCUUGGGUGGGUUUCAAAGAGGGAAGUGUGGGCUUCAAAGUGGUAUGUUGGUCCGACGCCCAAGGUUGCUGGAGGGUGGAUUUUUGGUGGUGAGAAGGAGGGGAGGAAGAGGGAGAGAAGAGAAGAAAGAGAUGAUCUUUUA